AUGCCGAAACCCGCUCAACCAUCCUCCCCCACUGCUCCGAUGGCCAACCCCUCCGAAGACCAGCGGCCGCGAAAACGAAAGCCCAUCCGCACCUACCACUGCGCCUUCUGCCACCACCUGCUCAUGGCCAGCACGCGGGAGAUCCUCUCCCUGCCGCGCCGCGCGGAGCCGGCGCUGGACCGCGCUUUUAUCCUCCCGCUGCCUCGAUCCGGCACGAGCUCCAAGACGACAACGACGACGACGCCGGUGGGGGCGGAGGAGGCGGGGGAGUCGAGUUCUGAACCUGAAGACGACGAGGAGAGCGAGGCCCAGCGUACCAAGCUCGCGCGGAAAGAAGUCGCCGCGGUCGCUGGAACCCGGAAGCAAGUCAAGAAUGAGACGACGGAGGAGGAGGAGGAGGAGGCAGAAGAAGAAGACGAUGAAGAAGAAACGGACUACACACUGCUGCUAUCAGCGACACGCGCCGACACGAGCGCGGUGGUGGUGCGGCGCGCGGACGGGUUCGAGAAGCGCGUGCUGCUGCGGUGCGGGCGGUGCGAGGUGGUGGUGGGGUAUUUUCUGGACGCGGUGCAUUUCGCGACGGCCGCGGGGACGGAGGUGGUGUAUAUCCUGCCGGGCGCGGUGGAGGAGACGGGGCAGAUGGGCAAGAGUGGUGCGGGAGUGAUUGAGGAGCAGGAGUGGGGAGGGUGGGCGCGGUUUAAGCCGGAGGCGAAGGCGAGGUCUUGA
Messenger RNA from Ophidiomyces ophidiicola, 726 nucleotides. RefSeq lists its product as uncharacterized. The record is from RefSeq and is a predicted model, not a curated record. Lineage: Eukaryota; Fungi; Ascomycota; Eurotiomycetes; Onygenales; Onygenaceae. The transcript has a single exon. The coding region runs from base 1 to 726 and encodes 241 amino acids.